AUGAUGAUUAAAUUUUAUGAAGAACUGAUUUCCAGGGCCUCUCGGGAUAGAAUGCAAAUUGAGCGAAUUGGAAUAGGACAGUUACAUUGGUCCACUGCAAACUAUGCUCCACCACAAGAGUUAGCUCUUUGGGGUGGUUUAGUGGCAAUGUAUGAGAAGAUACAAUUUUCUCUGCUAAGCAUGGGAGAAGAUCAGAUGGAUGUUAAGAACAUUUGUGAUUCUCUUGGUAUCCGCUUGAUUUCUUAUCAUCCUCUAGGACUUGGAAUGCUUGGUGGGAAAUAUACACAUUCCAGACUUCCAAGUGGGCCUAGGACUGGAGCCCUUGCUGGUUUCCUUAAGAGAAAUCGCAGGAAAACGGGGCAAAACCAUACUUCAGAUACUUUUAAUGGUACCAUUCCAAUACCUGGAGUUAAAACAGUUAGACAAGCAGAGGGAAAUUUGGGUGCUCUCAGUUGGCGCCUAAGUUCAAAUGAGUUGGCUUCAGUUAGAUUAUGCAGAUCAGAAGUCUCCACAGAGGAUGAUCCAAAACAUUUUCCAGACAAGGUAAACAGUUAUAGAACUACAGCAGCCAAAGGAAUACCAUGGAGUAAUAUGAUACUUUUACUCGAGUGUCUGCAUUCUCAUCCAAUAACAGAUUGA
This is a messenger RNA of Durio zibethinus, 639 nucleotides long. The record is from RefSeq and is a predicted model, not a curated record. Lineage: Eukaryota; Viridiplantae; Streptophyta; Magnoliopsida; Malvales; Malvaceae.